Molecule: messenger RNA, 460 nt
Organism: Meloidogyne enterolobii
Lineage: Eukaryota; Metazoa; Nematoda; Chromadorea; Rhabditida; Meloidogynidae
Source: the annotation of a GenBank genome assembly
UAUGGAAGCUGUAAAUGAACGUAUUUUGCCUUUACUUUCCAUGGAAAUUCAAACAAGGAAGACGGAAAUAAUUCAUCAAUUGGACGAGUUUUUCAAAUCUUUUCUCAAAUUUGAAGACAAAAAUCGUGUUUUGCCAGCAACUAUGCUUAUGAGCAUUUAUUGUCCGAAAACAAAUGCUGCGAGUGAUAAUUUUUCUGCAAUGCUAUUAUUGAACACAUUUUCUGCACAUUUGGAUUCCUUUGUUGAUUCUGUUUGGGAACAAUUUUGUAUGAAAUUAAUUUAUUCUGAUGAGAAAAUAGACCAAAUCCUUAAAAUUACAAAAGACAAAUUUUCUGAACAUUCAAUGAAUUUUGAAGUGAAAAAAGAUGUUGUGACUACAAAGAAGCCUGAUCCUAAGAAUGUUUUUAGGUUUGAUUUUUUUGAGAUAAUUUUUUAUAUAUUUAGGGAGAAAAUAAUUUGA